UGUGUGUGUGUGUGUGUGUGUGUGUGUGUGUGUGUUCUUUUGUAAAUAGAUGAUAAGUCCGAACACUUUAUUGUGAUAGAUUUCCGAUUAGUUUCCGCCUUUCAACCAGACUAACAACUUCCUGUUGGGGUACAUCACCAUGGUGCCUUCACCUGCAAUCGUAGGCGCUCCACAGCAUCUUAUAGGAAAUAAGAAAUCCUAAUGAUCCAUCAGUUCUCUGUAAAAUAAAAGCAGCAUUCCCAGAAAGUCACAUAAACCUUAGAGAGUAGAAAUGUCUGUUUUACACACAAGUCUUUGUGUUUUCCUCUGAUGAACAGAAGUUGAUCCUUAUGAUCAGCUUCAUUCCUUGCUUUUGUUCCACCAUACCACAGCAGGGCAACUUGUUGACUGUAUAUAAAGUUCCUCCAUGCUGUCGGACCACAGAUGUCACUGCAGGCUUUUUCUAAAGGAAAACGUCUUCUUUCAGCUGCUCCCUCUUGGCGUCUCCACAGCACAUCAUCUGCCUCCAUCUCCCCCGUUCCAGCAUCCUCCUUCCUCACAUCAGCCCUCUGCGUGUCCUUCACUGCAUCCAUGAAUCUUUCCCAUAGGAAACAUUAUUUUCUCCUGAUUCUUAUACUCUCCCCAAGCACUGAAACUUUGAUGCAACAUGCCUUAUUCACACCCAUUCACACUUUUUCUAUGCAGUGGUGCUUUCUUUCUAGCGUCCACACUCUGAUGGAUGCAUCAGAGACUGUUUACCACCGGGGUUAGUAUCUUGGCCAAAGUUACUACAGCUUUGCAUCGACUUCUUUACAGCGGCUCUCACUUCCUCCGCCUUCCUCUACACUUCCUGAUUCAUCCUCCUCUCCAAUUGUCUUCCUUAAUCAGCUCCUCCGGGAGCCUUUUUCAGCCCCCUUUACUUGUUAGUACGCUUCCAUCUGCACAUCCUUUCCAAAUCUGCCUAUCGACAAAUGUCCGUCUCUCCUUGCUUUGUAAAUAAAAUGGCUAAGAAUAGAUGAUUUUGUGGAAAUCCACCACUGAAAUAAUUCUGGUCACAUCUCAGUGAUCACGUCUCUGCCUCAGAGUGUCACUGCUGAGCUCUCUCCUCAUUUCACAACUGAAAACAGUUUCGGUUUCAUUUCUACGUAGAGCUGCGGCUCGUUUUUCUGGCUACAAGGUAUUUAAAAGUCUUCUUUUACCGAGCACCACUCAUAACGUAACAAUGUUGAAUGUACAUUUGAGCUUGUAUGUAAAAUGUGCAACAGCUGAACAGGUAAGAGGGCAGAUACAGUCAGCAGGGAGUGGGCCUAACUGCGGGCCCAGCGUCGUUUCAUUGGUUUCAUAGUUUAUAUAAUACAUUUCCAUCUGCAGUGUUUAAUCACAUAACAUGCUUUGCGCUAUCAAGCUAUGAGUAAUAUCGGGCCAAUGGCACAGUGUGGAGUAUAACAGCUCACAGCAUAGGAUGCAAAUAUCUAAUGGAAGUAGAUGGCGUCCUGCGUAUUUGACUGUUGUGCAUCUUCAUUCUACUGGAUAUAGUUUAUCUGAUGUCGGUAUGUUUUAAUAUGACUCUAUUUCUGCAUGAUCAAAGUCGACUUUGAUCAUGCUCCCGUUCUGUGGGUCCAGGUGAAAUACAGAAACUAGCUGCUGCUGAGCUGUGUGAGUGAACAGGUGAUGACAUGAGCUUGGGCGCUAACUUUAUUAUCCAGCACAGUGUCGUGUUCGUAACUGAGCUGCCCAGCAUUCAUGUUGUUGUGUGUGUUCAUGUGUUAAGACACUGUGGUCCACUCAGCCAUGAGUCAGUGUGGAGACACAGAGGAGGGGGGCACACCAUCUAAACGUGCCAAGAGCAUGGAAGACUGCCUGGGCAAUGAAGCUACGGGGAUGCCGAAGCAGUUAGCAGGCUCUCCUCUGUCCAGCUCUAUGUCCAUGAAAAGUGACUGGUCUAUGGACCCGCCUUUAAAUUUCAAAGAAGGGAACCUCUCUGUUGACAAAAGAGUCGGGCAACAAAAGUCUGAGGUUCAUAGCUGUCAGUCUGCUCAGCAGCAUCAAACAACGUUGGACUCAGUUUUUAUGCUGCUUGAAGAGAACAUCAUCACUUUUGUGAAGAAUGAGCUUAAAAGGUUUCAGAGGAUUCUGCAGAGUUCCACCUGCCCAGAGAAGGACAGCGAGGAUGAGGAUGUGUUAGCUUCUAAGGCUGAAGAGCAGACAUGGAGCACCAGGGAGGCUUUUGUGAAGAUCACACUGGACUUUCUGAGGGGGAUGAACCAGGAGGAACUGGCUGUCUGUUUGCAGAGCAGAGUGGGUGCAUCCAUUUGCCAGGAUAAACUCAAAUUAAAUCUUAGAAGGAAGUUCCAGCAUUUGUUUGAGGGAAUUACUAAAGUAGGAAACCCAACACCUCUCAAUCAGAUCUACACAGAGCUGUACAUCACAGAGGGAGGGACCGGAGAGGUCAGUGACGAACAUGAGGUCAGACAGAUCGAAACAGCAUCUAGACGACAUGCGAGAUUAGAAAAGACAAUCGCCUGUAAAGACAUAUUUCAGCCGCUGCUGGGAAGAGAUCAACCAGUCAGAACAGUGCUGACAAAGGGAGUGGCUGGUAUUGGGAAAACGAUAUUAACACAAAAGUUCACUCUAGACUGGGCAGAAGGCAAAAACAACCAAGAUAUCCAGUUUACAUUUCCAUUCACUUUCAGGGAGCUAAAUGGAUUAAAGGAGGAAAAGUUCAGCUUGGUAGAACUCGUUCAUCUCUUCUUCUCUGAAACAAAGGAUGCAGAAUUUUGCAGAUUUGAAGACUUCCAGGUUGUGUUUAUCUUUGACGGUCUAGAUGAGUGUCGCCUUCCUCUGGACUUUCAAAAUAAUAAGAUCCUAACUGAUGUCACAGAGUCCACCUCAGUGGAUGCACUGAUGACAAACCUUAUCAGAGGAAAACUCCUUCCAUCUGCUCGACUCUGGAUAACCACGCGGCCUGCAAUGGCCAGUCAUAUUGAUCCUAAAUGUGUUGACGUAAUAACAGAAAUCAGAGGGUUCACUGACUCGAAGAAGGAGGAGUACUUCAGGAAGAGUUUCAGGAAUGAAAAGCAGGCCAGCAGGAUAAUUUCCCACAUUAAAGCAUCACAAAGCCUCCACAUCAUGUGCCACAUCCCAGUCUUCUGCUGGAUCACUGCUACGGUUCUGGAGGAUGUGCUGAAAACCAAGAAGGGAGGAGAGCUGCCCAAGAACCUGACAGAGCUGUACAUCCACUUCCUGGUGGUUCAGGCCAAAAUGAAAAAGGUCAAGUAUGAUGGAGGAGCUGAGACAGAUCCACACUGGAGUCCAGAGAGCAGGAAGAUGAUUGAAUCUCUGGGAAAACUGGCUUUUGAUCAGCUGCAGAAAGGAAACCCAAUCUUCUAUGAAUCAGACCUGACAGAGUGUGGCAUCGAUAUCAGAGCAGCCUCAGUGUACUCAGGAGUGUUCACACAGAUCUUUAAAGAGGAGCGAGGACUGUACCAGGACAAGGUGUUCUGCUUCAUCCAUUUGAGUGUUCAGGAGUUUCUGGCUGCUCUUCACGUCCAUCUGACCUUCAUCAACUCUGGAAUCAACCUGCUGGAAGAGGAGCAAACAACCACUCAGAUGUCAAAGCCUAAUCAAUAUGAACUGAAACUCUUCUACCAGAGUGCCGUGGAACAGGCCUUACAAAGUCCAAAUGGUUACUUGGACUUGUUUCUACGUUUCCUUUUGGGUUUGUCACUGCAGUCCAAUCAGACUCUCCUACAAGGACUACUCAAAGAGACAGGCGUAAACUCACAGAUAAACCAGGAAGUAGCCAAGUACAUCAGGGAGAACAUUGGGGAGAAUCUGUCCCCAGAGAGAAGCAUUAACCUGUUCCACUGUCUGAAUGAGCUGAACGACCACUCUCUAGUGGAAAGGAUCCAACAGUCGUUGACAUCAGGAAAUCUUUUCACGGUUAAACUAUCCCCUGCUCAGUGGUCUGCUUUGGUCUUCAUCUUACUGUCUUCAGAAAAAGAUUUGAAUGAGUUUGACCUGAGGAAGUACUCUGCUUCUGAAGAAGGUCUUAUGUGGCUGCUGCCAGUGGUCAAAGCUUCCAGUAAAUCUCUGAUGAUUGGAUGUAACCUUUUGAGCAGAAGCUGUAAAGCACUGUCCUCUGUUCUUAACAAGUCCUCUAGUUUAAAAGAGCUGGACCUGAGUUACAACAACCUGCAUGAUUCAGGCAUAAGGACAAUGUUUGCAGAUCUGGAGAAAAACUUUAAACUUGAGGUUCUCAGGCUAAAUGGCUGCGAGCUUUCAUGGAGAAGCUGUAAAACUCUCUCCAGAGUUCUCAGCAGUCAGUCCUCCACUCUGGAAGUGCUGGAUCUAAAUAAUAAUGAGUUGACGGAUUUAGCAGUCACGUAUCUCUUCACGCCACUUGAGAGUCAACUGUGUACACUGAAGAUUGUCAGGCUGGGUGGCUGUAGCCUGUCGAAUGAAAGCUGUGAAGCUCUUGCUUCAGUCCUCAGUUGCCAGUCAUUCAGUAUGAUAGAGCUGGACCUGAACAAUAAUGACCUGCAGGACUCAGGAGUGGCGCUGCUGUCUUGUGGAUUGAAAAGUCCUCAGUGCAAACUUGAAACUCUCAGCUUGUCAGGCUGUCUGAUAACAAAGAAGGGUUGUGCUUCGUUGAGCUCAGCACUGAGUUCAAACCCUUCUCAUCUAAGAAAGCUGGAUCUGAGUUAUAAUCACCCAGGACCCACAGGAGUGACGCUCUUCUCUGCUGCACUGCAGGAUCCACACUGCAGAUUGGACUCUCUAAGGCUGGACAGCUGCGGAGCUCAACGAUUGAAACCAGGACUGAGGAAAUACGCCUGUGAACUCAAAAUGGACCCGAACACAGUACACAGGAACCUUUACCUGUCAGAAAACAACAUUGUGACAGAUGACGACGAGGAAUGGCUGUAUCCAGAUCACUCUGAGAGGUUUGAGUGCUGGUACCAGCUGAUGUGUACACGUGGCCUGACUGGUCACUGUUACUGGGAGGUGGACUGGAGUGGGCUGGUAUCUAUAGGAGUGACUUACAGAGGGAUUAAAAGGAGUGGUCCUGGUAUUGACAGUCGUAUUGGUGGGAACAACAUCUCCUGGAGUCUGGACUGUUCUGCUGACAAUUAUUCUGCAUGGCAUAAUAACUCAGUCCGGAUCAUAGAUAGCCCUGCUCCCUCCACUGAAACGAACAGAGUGGGAGUGUAUUUGGACUGGUCUGCUGGCACUGUAUCCUUCUACAGAAUCAUUUUUGAUACACCAACACACAUCCACACGUUCCACUGCAGCUUCACCGAACCUCUUUAUCCUAUCUUCAGGAUACGGUCAGAGUUCACCUAUGGUGUUUACAACUCUGUGUCUCUAUGUCAGAUGGAUGCAGAAGACUAGAGACAAACUGCUUUCCUUACACGUUUAUUUGAAGCAUUUUAUAAUUUGAAGAUAACUGACAAAUAUGGACUAUAAUGGACUAUAACAGACACAAAGUUUUACAUCUUGGUUUGGCAGCUGCAAGUCCUGUAAGAAGCAACAACUGAAUAGGAUUGUUAAGACUGCCAGGAGGAUUGUUGGUGCCCCUCUCUCGCCUCUGGAGGAGAUCUACAAACAGGGCCGCAUACACAGAGCUAUCUCCAUCAUCAGAGACCCCCACCACCCGUCUCAUGGCCUGUUUUUCCUCCUGCCGUCUGGCAAGAGGUACAGGAGCAUCAGCUGCAGAACCACCAGGAUGCUGGAAGGCUUCUUUGCACAAGCUGUGAGACUGAUAAAUGGACUGUGCCCCCUCCCCAUCCACUCAGCUACUCACACAGCUACACUGUAAGAUCCACAAUCGGACUGUGAUGCCCCCUAUCUGCACACACACACACACACACACACACACACACACACACACACACACACACACACACACACAAUAUACUCCCCAGAUACACACACUACUUACUUUAACAACCCCCUUCUGUGAAAGGGCUGCUGCUACCUGUAUGAGUGUGACUGUUUAGACUUGUGUUUGUUUUAGAAUUUAGAUUUUAUGUUCUUUAUCCCCAUUUAUUGUUACGAUUUUUUACUGCUCUUUUUAAAACUUUUUCUUUUUUAAAUUGUAUUGACUAUUGCACUGUAGAGGCUGGUGAGAAACAGUAUUUCAGCCUGGGUAACACCAAUGACAAUAAACGUGAAACUAAUAGACUAUAAAGAUGGAAAAUUAAGGAGAAGAGCAUUACAGGACAUCCAGGCCUUUAUACGUUUAAUACAUGCCUGUACUGCUGUUUGUAUCACUUGGCUUCAUGUAUAAAUAAAGAGAAGGGUAUUAUCUGCACUGUUUUCAAUGAUACAGCCUAAGGGAAUCAUGUAUGCUAUAAAAACUGUUGGUCGCAGCAGAGAACCUAGUGAAACUUCACACCAACUCUUUUGAAGAAGAGGACUCCCUAUUUACAUGAAUAAACUGUAAAUUAUCAGAUCGUUAUGAUUCACUCAUGUGUAGCUUAAAUGCUGAAAUAAAUCUGUCUUGGACCAUUGUCAGAGCUGUUUGUUGCUGUACGUCUUAUUUGCUAAAUGCAACAAAAUAUGGUAUUACUCUAAUGACAUGGCAAAAUUAAAAUACUAAAUAAUCAUUUUUAAAAAUCCAUUGCAGAGAAGUUACAUUUGGUCAAAGAUUUAAAUUAUUUCCACUUAUUAGUGAUACCAGUAGGCUCAUAAGUCAUAUUCCUAAACCUUACAGUGAAGGCUGUGUCAUCUCAUUGUAAGGCUUAAGAACGUGACACAUCAGCUUAUUGAUAUUUCUAAUAAAAUACAUUAUUUUGGUAGGUCGCUGACCCCUGCUGUCUCAGUCUGCUUUGCCACUGAUGCAGUGGACAAACAUGACAGGCAGGGGGCGCUGAGGUAGAACUUGAAAGAAGCCGUCUCAUUUGUUAAACAUUUUAACAACAAUAAAAAGAUGCACAUUUAACACGAUCAUUUCAAUUGGUUACAUUCAAAGGUUGGAAUUUACCUUUAAAACAAGGAAAUAAAACUAAGGUUACAACGUCACCAAAGCUGUGCGUUACAGAGCUGAUUCAGUCACAGUCGUCAUAAGUUUUAUUUCCUGUUGAAAUUAAGUCAGAGCAGACAAACACGGGCUGAUCCCGACAUCGACGACAAACUGCUCGUCGUAUUCAUUAUUUUGAAAGGUUUGACCGGAACAGCCUUCUUGACCGUGGUUAACCCGGUGCGGGUAUGACGUGAGUGCAUCGUUUGUGGAGUGUUUGGCUAACCCUCACUCGGGGCACAGAGUGUAACUCUGCCGGUGGAGGGGGCUUUUUCUACCGUCAGGCUAGCCGAGAGCCGUCGGAGCGGAGGUACACCGGGGAAAGACGACGAGACGGGUCCAGGUGCCGUUUACCGUCCAACAAACCCGGGAUCGUUUGUGUUGCAGUGGCGCUUUCCUGGUGUUUCCUGUGGUAAACGCGUGUGCUCUGAUGUUUCACGGUAAGUUGGUGCGAAGCCCCGGUGCCUGUGCUCCUCCACCAUGCCAGACUCCACUUUAAAAUCUUCCCAUUUUAGGAGCGCUUGUUGUAGCACAAGAAGUUCACGCGCGUGGCGCAGGAGACAUGAAAGUCUGCCUGUUUACGGCUCUUCUCGGAUGUUCCCAGUGGUUCACAGCUGGAGGGGUUUAUUCGCCGAGCUAACACUGAACGACUUCUUUACUGAGCACGUUUACAGACGGACGACGUCCGUGGCUGGUUUGUGACACAAGGAUCACAGCAGGCGUGAAAGGCAGGGUUUGCAUGUAGGUGCUGAGCUCUGCUGUGAUGUGUGGUUUGGACAAAGAGACUGAAGAUGCUCACGUUUUCACUGGGCGUGAUGGACAGGGUUGGAGGCAGAGAGGGUUUGGACAUGUGCAGUGGAGGGACACCGAGCUGCUGGUGACUCUUACAGAGAACAGCA
Messenger RNA from Haplochromis burtoni (Burton's mouthbrooder), 7902 nucleotides. RefSeq names its product NLR family CARD domain-containing protein 3. NCBI's taxonomy places the organism in Eukaryota, Metazoa, Chordata, Actinopteri, Cichliformes, Cichlidae. The record is from RefSeq and is a predicted model, not a curated record. The transcript has 11 exons. Gene Ontology annotation, molecular function: protein binding. The coding region runs from base 1771 to 5373 and encodes 1200 amino acids.